Messenger RNA from Aethalodelphis obliquidens (Pacific white-sided dolphin), 2330 nucleotides. RefSeq names its product growth factor, augmenter of liver regeneration (gene GFER). Gene Ontology annotation, biological process: liver development. The coding region runs from base 78 to 698 and encodes 206 amino acids. The transcript has 3 exons. Gene Ontology annotation, cellular component: mitochondrion. NCBI's taxonomy places the organism in Eukaryota, Metazoa, Chordata, Mammalia, Artiodactyla, Delphinidae. The record is from RefSeq and is a predicted model, not a curated record. Gene Ontology annotation, molecular function: flavin-dependent sulfhydryl oxidase activity; flavin adenine dinucleotide binding.
CGCGCGCGCUGGCCUGGAGGCCGACUUGGAAGCCCAUCUGGAGGCCGACCUGGCCCGGCAGGCAUUGCGCGGGCAACAUGGCGGCGCCCGGCGAGCGGGGGAGUUUCGGCGGUGGGAACCUAUUCUCCUUCCUACCCGGCGGCGCGCGCUCCGAGGUGAUGGACGACCUGGUGACGGACGCGCGCGGCCGGGGCGCGGGGCGGAGAGAUUCCGCCUCUUCGGCCCGGACGCCAUCCCAGGCGCCGGCCUCCGAUUCUCAGGUCGCCGAGGACGCCUCCCGGAGGCUGCCCUGCCGGGCCUGCGUGGACUUCAAGUCGUGGAUGCGGACACAGCAGAAGCGGGACAGCAAGUUUAGGGAAGAUUGUCCUCCGGAUCGCGAGGAACUGGGCCGCCACAGCUGGUCUGUCCUCCAUACCCUGGCGGCCUACUAUCCCGACCUGCCCACCCCAGAACAGCAGCAAGAUAUGGCUCAGUUCAUACAUUUAUUUUCCAAGUUUUACCCGUGUGAGGAGUGUGCUGAAGACAUAAGGAAAAGGAUAUGCAGGAACCAGCCAGACACUCGCACUCGGGCCUGCUUCACCCAGUGGCUAUGCCGCCUGCACAACGAGGUGAACCGCAAGCUAGGCAAGCCGGACUUCAACUGCUCGCUGGUGGACGAGCGUUGGCGCGACGGCUGGAAGGACGGCUCCUGUGACUAGAGGGCAGCCAGAGCCUGUAGGCGGCCUGGCCAGAGAGGGUGGGGCUUAUUAAAGUGCGUGUCAGAGCCAAAGCCUGCCUUGUCUCAGUUGGGUGGUCCCCAGACGCUACCCGUGGAGCCCUUUCCCUCUCAGGUUCUGAGUGUAAGUGGGGGUACCCGUUGCAGGCACCCUGAUGGCCUCCUCCUCAACCCGCGCCCCGUGGUGCUGCAGGUGAAGGAGGCAGGAGCAGCCUAGGCUGUCCCUUCCUUAGGAUUUGGCCUCCUGCCCACUUGACACCCUGCUGCUACUUCCCCGCACAGGAAGGUGACAGGCCUGGCUGGGCUCCCCUGUCUCGCCCCUCCGGGCCAGGCCACUGUCUCCCCAUCUUGUAGCUAGGGACAGCUAGGGGUACAACAGGGACGGUAGCUGCAGAGGCUGUGUGCCAUUUGCACUUCAGGAAAGAGGCCUGGGGGCUGAGCUCUGCUGUGCGCCUUCUGUCUGGCUCAUGGUCUCACAGAGCCGUCCCAGGCCUGUCAGAGGAGGCUCCGUGGAGCUUGAGACCAAAAAUAAAAUGCUGGAGAAGUGACUGAAGACCUGGCCUCAGUGUGUUUUGUGCUGGGAUUUGCAGCGAUGGACAGGGCCUGCCCUCGUCCCUCUGUGGUCUCCUGCUUCCUCCUAUCUGGGUUCUGGCUCCUUAGGAAGAGGGAGCAGUUCCAAGGCAAGGGUGGGCCAGGAUGUUCCAGGAACACCAAGGAGGCUGAGUUGCUGGAGCCAAGGGAGGAUCAGAGAGGUGAGGGGAGGUCACAUGGCAGGAGGUCCUCAAGGCCCCAGCAAGGAUGUGGUUUUAACACCCAGCUCCCAUGGAACAUAGUGGAGGGUUUGGAGCAGAGGAACAGCAAAAUGUGACUUUUGAAAGGUCCCUCUGGCUGUUGAGCUGGAAUGAGGCAGGUGUGGGCGAGAGGAGGGGGGGCAGAUACCCCUGUGGCAGCCGAGAGGGAAGCUCGCCCCAGGAUGAGUGGGAGGCCUCACUGGCUACACUCUGAAGGUGGAGCCCAAGGUGGCUGUGGGGUUCUGGCCGCUGGAAGGAGGGAGUUGCCCAGUGUAUCAGUGAGAUGCGGAAGGCUGUUGAGUGGAGCAGGUUUGGGGGUGACCUGCACCCAGGUUUUGGGCCUUCACACACCCUCUCAGGCACACCUGCUCCCAGGCACUGGCUCCCAGCUGGAAUGGCCCAGCAACAGUGCGCCGUACCCCUGUGGUUGUACAGCUCUCACCUCUCCCCAUAGUGUCUCGGCUCCUCCCUGGGCAGGGGCCAACCUUUGGCACAGCCUCCUUGGCAUCUUUACCCCACUGGCCCCACGGGGGUGCUGGCUUCCUCAGGGGCUGCCCAAGGGGCCAGGUUACAUAAAGAAAUAGGAGGCAGGGAGCAACCAGCAGAGAAGUCACUGCUCUUUCCUCCUACAGAUGGACGUCCCCAGCACAGGGCUUGUCUCUGGCCUUUCCCGGGUCACCUGUGCGCUGGGAACCAGCAAAGUUGUGGUCAGCUCAGGAGCACGCCGUCCAUGUUUGCUCUCCCUCCUUCCCUGCCUCACUUUCCUUUUUCCCUAACUCUGGCUUCCCCAAAGUUUCACCUCCCAAUAAAACUCUUUAACUUUG